CGAGAUGGGCUCGAUGGGGUUCCUGGCACACCUACACCUAGGUAGGAAGCUAUCUUCCAAGAUGCCUGUGAGUGGACUGACCAAGGGAUCGUGCUAUCGAGGUCCAUGUGCGCGUCCACCGCUCGAGCACUCUCGUCCAGCAGUUCGCCCGUGGAUAUUUUACCCGCCCUCGCAGAGGCCCUCCCGAGUCUAUCAUCAAGCAACAACCGAGCCGUUAUUGAAGUAACCAUUACGUCCGACUGCCGAUCCACCGCCUGGUCCGUUUUUAAUGGUCCUUGAGUCCUGAGUUGACGGGCCAUCACCAGACAAGAUUUCCUCUGCCAGCUGCUACGGAGUACAACAAUCCAACCUCCCAAAUUCCCCACCACCACCACCCUCACCACAAUCUUAUGAUCGCCCUCUUGGACCGAAUACCUUGUACCACCUGUCAAUCCUCUUCCGCUCCUGCUGCGUCCUAUGAGCUCCCGGACUUGACCUUGUCACUUCAAAUAUAUCGCUCGCGGAGCAUCACCAAGUUCCAGACACGAAGCACAGUCCGAGAAACCGAACCUGCCCUCCGCAAUCUAACUGUUCGAAUCCUCCUUCGGGACGCCGAGUCACAUGCUGAGCUUAAUACCGUUCUCGGUCAUGUCCCGGACGCCGACAGCAUCUCGCUGAAAGAAGAGGAGGCAGGCACAUUGAAUUGCGGGUUGGCACGUCGGGGAGUGCUCAGUUUCCUGGAACAUGUGUACCUCGAGAGAACCCAUGAGUUUCUCCUGAGACUUUGACAGACUUCGAAACACAUCUGCGUCGUGCAGUGUUUGCUGGGUGCUGGGAGCGAUUGGCCGCAUCUCGUCUGUUUCCACCCGUUCUUCAACAUGGCAGACAAACGCAGAAGGAAAAGCCUGAGCAUUUUCCGCCAGAAGGUGGACCACGCUCCAGCGAUACAAAUACCUGCGAGUCCGCUGCUGGAGAAGCGUUCCAGUGACUACCUGCCCAGUCCCGUGGACUCGGAUCCCGCGAGUCCCAAACCUCGCCCAAGGACCUUGCAGAAGGCCAGUCGAACCUCAGUGUUUGGAUCCCUACGCUCGUUACACUCCCUCGACGAAGAAGAAAAGCUUGCUCUGACGAGGUCCGACUCGAAAGCGUCGUCACUUCAUGAAGAACCCGACAUGAACGUGAAGGGACUCUUGGGCAACAAAGUUCUCCAAUAUGGCGAGGUGCAAGCCGGGGGAAGCAACAUGUUUAGGAAAAGGACGCAGUUCAUGGUCCUGACCGAGUCACAUCUCAUUCGAUUCAGGAGCCAAAUCAAAGCCGCCGAAAUGUUCCCUAGCAUCCCCAACAGCCUCAACAAGGGACACACCCCGAGAACUUCGUCUGUGGGUUCGUAUCAAGAGCUUCAAAUGUCGGCGUAUUCGGACAUCACCUCAGGCGUUCCACUCGACCAGGUCGUUGCGGUGUUCAAGGUUGACGAUGGACGACCUUCUCCCGUAGUGGAAGUGGCAUACCUAGACGAACGUGCAAGGAGAACGUCUGCCAUACAGCUACAAUUGAACGAAAUGCGUGAGGCCGAGCUGUGGAUUGCCGCCAUUCGUUCAGCUUGCGAUCAGGCGAGGUCUCUCAUAGAGCAGCACAUCCAAGAUCGAACGGUCGAGCAUCUCGCGCGUGUUGUGGAGCGGGAAAGAGACUAUGACCCGGAGCACUUCCACGUCUUCAAAGUCAUCCAACGGCACAUCAACAGGUCAACGGGGAGAGCAUCAGCUGAAGAUCUGACCAGACUUGGGUCUUCAACGACCUGCUAUCUCGUCAUCGGCUUGCACAAAAUCCACCUCGUACCCUUACAGAAGUCUUCUACACGAUCAUCAAGCAGCUCUCUCAGCGAGCUGGAUGCCAUGACUUCCUAUGCUAUUGUUACUUUGACUUCGAUCAAGGUCGUGGCAGAUGACGACGGGUUUCAACUGACCUUCAAACCGCCCAUGGCACAACCAUGCAUCGUCCAGCUAGCUUCAUAUUCCGCCGGGCAAAUUGCACUAUGGCUCAGAUCGGCUUCGGAAUACCUUCGACCCGAAUGGCUGAGGCAGCCUUUCAUCUUCGACGUUCCUCCAGAAAUCGACGAUCAGAUGAUCCCGCCGAACUUUCCAAAAGAGGAACACGAUUGCUUUGAUCGAACCUUGAUCGCGUAUUGUGCAGGCUAUGAUGUGGACACGUCUCGCAUAUGCUAUACUGUCGAUUAUGACUGCGAAGAUGCACCACGCUUUCAACUGCUUCCACCUUCAACUGGUGUCAACUAUUCCGCCAUGGAAUUACUCGCUGUAUUCCGAGCCUUGCGGUACAACGAGUCGUUCUCGUCAAUCUCUUUCGCACGAAUCAAUCUAUUGCCGCUGCGUCUCUGCUACGACGGGUUUGGAUCGGACUUGGAUAGCCUGUUCACGCGGUCUGGAAAUCCUACCAACAUCGCUGGCCACCAAGAGCUGCCGGUUUUAGCGCAGGAGAUCAGAGUGUUAGCGUUGAAGAGCCGUCGGUUGAGACGGCUAGAUUUCUCGCAUACCAUUCCACACCAAACACUAACGGGAGACGGGGAGGCCUUGAGUUGUGGAAUCUUGGAAGCCCUUACUCCGCUGUGCAAAAGAUCCUUGACUAACGUGGACUGGAUUGUGCUCACAGGACUCCGACUGGCAGAUUCCGACCUGAACUACCUCGUUGAUGCAGCCUCGGAAAGAAAAUGCCAUCUUCGGGCCCUUGAAAUUGGCGAGUGCGGCCUCUCAGUCCACGACAUUGACGUGCUUUUGUCCACCUUGGCGGUUCAGGAAAGCACUGUCGAGGUCAUCGACAUAUCGGGAGCGCAAGGUCGGUUCAGUCCGGAGCUGUUUCAGCGUGGAAUGGGUGCUUUUACCCGGAUCCGGCGCUUGAAUCUCACUCGAGUGCAAAAGACCGCUGGUUCAGAGCCUCUACUUCCGCCCGAGGUGCUUUUGGCUUGGAGACUCGAAGCGUUAUAUCUGUCGCAAACCACUCUCAAUGAGCAGACGGUAGACUCGAUAUCUACGUAUCUGGCGACAUCAAAAUCCGACAUCCUCCGGGAGCUGCACGUCAAUCAAUGUGGUUUGACGGGGUACGAUCUUGCGACCUUCUUCCGGUCAAUGACUCGGGAGGACAUGCAGCCCAGAAUCAUGCACGUAAGUGCAAACGAAAACCGGCUAAAGACGGGCAACACGAUCCUCUUCAGGACGAUUGCCCAAAACUGCGGACCGUCGUCGCUAAGCUUGCGGAUGAUGGAUUUCGAGAAAGAAAACCACUUCCGUGAACUGAUCAACGCCCUGAAAGUCAAUACGACGUUGCGAAGUUUGGAUAUAUCUCGUGCUUCACUGCCGUAUGAUGCCAGUGUUGAGACCUGUGAGGCGCUCAAGGAGAUGUUUGCCACGAACCAGACCUUGGAGGAGCUUGACAUCAGCGGCGAACAUGCGCAUCUAGACACCACCCGCUUCGGCAUUGGGCUCAAUAUUGCGUUGAGAGGACUGGAAAAGAACACUUCGUUGAAGCUCCUGCGCAUCGAGUACCAAGCGCUGGGUUUACAAGGUGCAAGUACGUUGGCCGAGGUGCUGGAGAGGAACGAGACGUUGGUGGAAAUCCACUGCGAACACAACGACAUCAACCUGCAAAGCUUCACGGCGCUUGUCAAUGCGCUUGAGAAGAACCACACGCUGCUGUACAUGUCGACCAUGGACCACGACAGAGCGAAAUCAAUGGACAAGGUGCGCCGCGAGAUCGAAAGCAUGGAACGCGCAGACACCCCCAAGACUCCCAAGAGUGGUGGCGGGGCGAUUAAGAAGGCUCUGACAGGAACAUUGACUGGGAAACCGCACGGGAAAGGCCACGGCCAUCGGCACAGCAGCUCGAUGUCUUCCACGGCGUCCUUUACCGACCAAGACGUGGUUGCGGUGAUGAGCACCCUGGACGAAAAGUGGGACGCGCAGGUGUCCAGGAUGCAAAAGUACCUGUUCCGCAACUACUGUCGCGCGCAGGGCGUGCCGUGGGAAGACGGCGCCGGUGACGAUGACAGCCGACGCACCACAGCCGCGGGAGGAGACUCGUCGAUGGCGCAGAUCUUGCAGCGCGUCAAACUCGAUCGCACGCCUACCGCAGCCCACCCGGAUGCCUUGGACUACAUCGACGAGAAGCUGGGAAGGGACAGCAGUGGCAGCGAGAUGAUAUUCCAGAUCCCUGAGGAUUGAUGGCCUCGCAGGCUGGUCGCCGCACACCUGGGAUUAUUGCACCGACACCAAAAACGCCCCAAUUUUGGCCGGGGAAGAACUUGUGUGAGCAGAGGCUGUGGGAAAGAAAAGAAAAUUCCAGGAAUUGGAGACUUCAUCAUUGAUUUACAUUUUUUGUUUCUUGUGAUACCCACCGAUUUUGUUUUGGGUUGAGAGUAGGUACCUACAGCGUUUUGCUCAGGUGGGCGGACAUAAAGCAGUCAUGCACAUGAUAGCCAGGGCAGUGUAAAGCAAGACGAAGAAAGGAGAUUGGGCACAAAAGGAGUACUCGGUACAGUGAUAGGUAGCGGUUGCAUAUUGGGUAUUUGAACAUUAUGCAGAAAUGGGUCGGGGUCGAGGGAAAGUGGCACCUCUAGAAGCAAUCUUUUGUACACCGAGGCCGGCAGCAAAGGGGCCAGCCUCAGCCCAGUGAGCCUCAGCCUCAGGGGCAACGCGAACUGCCACUUGAAAUCCACAUAAUCAUGCAGGGCAAACAUACGUGUGCCGAGGACUGUGAGAGCUGACCUGCCAACAGAAGAACGGGCGUGGGAUGACAGCCUGAUGCUUUUUCUGUAUGGAGCACAUGGCGAGGCCUGAGUAAGUCAGCUCUCAAGGUAGCAUGCGGUCCCGACGAUGCAUAACCGAGUCUGUCGGCCCUCUUCAGAGAUGACUGUACAAAGUGCAUACGGUGAGCCUUACGGCCGCGGCGUAUUCGGUUGCGAGACAUUUUCUGGGAAAUGAUCAAAUCUCGUCGCCGGGCCCGAACAAGAAACGGGUAAGGACCCUGAUUGAUCUUCCAUCUCAGGCACCGACGAAUCGAAAGAAAUACUGUUUUGAGUAUGAGUGGAGGUUAAUCAUCCGAGAGUCAGCACUUAAGGCCCUCUUUGUCGGGCGUGAUGGAGAACUUGGUGCGCCGCGGGGUGGCGGAAGCAAGGGCAGCCCUCAGCCUGCGUUUUCGCCAAAGCACGGAUGGAUUUGUAUCCCUCUACUCAAUAAUACACACUUUUUUUUCACCAUAAGCUC
Cladophialophora immunda is the source of this 5249-nucleotide messenger RNA. RefSeq lists its product as uncharacterized. Bases 858 to 4208 code for a protein of 1116 amino acids. The transcript has a single exon. NCBI's taxonomy places the organism in Eukaryota, Fungi, Ascomycota, Eurotiomycetes, Chaetothyriales, Herpotrichiellaceae. The record is from RefSeq and is a predicted model, not a curated record.